CAGGUUUUAAGGAUACAUGUGUGUGUGUGUAUAUACAAAAUAAUAGAGCACUAAAGCUUGUUCGUACUAUUUUUUACACAACAUGCUAAUAAUUUGUAUACCUUAGGACGUGAAAAGGAAAAUAAAAGAGUAAAAAUUUUGUGGUCCAACAACUUAAGCACCUAAGAUCCUUCCCCACUUUUGUUUUGGGGGUCCUUUAUUUCUCUUCCAGUGUUUACUUUUACUUCCUCUUCUUCUCCAUCUCUUCUUGUUCCAUCAUCUUUCAUGUGAGAGAGAGAGAGAGAGAGAGUUGAAUUUUGCAAAUGAGUAUGAGAAGAAGCAAAGCGGAAGGUAAGAGGUGUUUAAGAGAAUUGAGUGAGGAAGAGGAAGAAGAAGAAACAGAAGAUGAAGAUACUUUCGAAGAAGAAGAGGCUUUGGAGAAGAAGCAGAAAGGUAAAGUUACGAGUAGUAGUAGAGUUUGUCAGGUCGAGAGUUGUACUGCGGAUAUGAGCAAAGCCAAACAGUACCAUAAACGACACAAAGUCUGCGAGUUUCACGCCAAAGCUCCUAUCGUUCGGAUCUCUGGUCUUCACCAACGUUUCUGCCAACAAUGCAGCAGGUUUCACGAGCUCGGUGAGUUUGAUGAAGCCAAGCGGAGUUGCAGGAGACGCUUAGCUGGACACAACGAGAGAAGGCGGAAAACCGCAACUGAAUAAAGAUGGUGAAAGGUGUGAGAUCCCCAUUUGAAGAUUAAUGAAACAGGCUUUGCUUACUCUCUUCUGUCAGUCUCUUUUAGCUCCUUGUAAUCCCCUGUGUAUCUCUCUGUUUCUCCAUAUUGCCUGCAAUCAAAGCUCUAUGCUAAACCUACGAUAUGAUUAAAUAAAUGCAUUGAGACUAAGUAAAUGCUUGAAGAA
Capsella rubella is the source of this 893-nucleotide messenger RNA. Its product is annotated as squamosa promoter-binding-like protein 3. Gene Ontology annotation, biological process: flower development. Gene Ontology annotation, molecular function: DNA binding; DNA-binding transcription factor activity. The record is from RefSeq and is a predicted model, not a curated record. The transcript is spliced from 2 exons. NCBI's taxonomy places the organism in Eukaryota, Viridiplantae, Streptophyta, Magnoliopsida, Brassicales, Brassicaceae. Gene Ontology annotation, cellular component: nucleus. Bases 303 to 695 code for a protein of 130 amino acids.